AUGGUAGCGAUACCAUUGAUAAUGAGGAUAUUGAUUCCAGACUCCAUCAUAUCUCGUGGCGUUCAGGUGCUCCCACGAGACACUGCUUCCCUCAGCACUACUCCUUCAGAAUCGCCUCGUGCUCAGGCUACAUCUCGCCUUUCUACAGCUUCCUGCCCAACACCAAAACAAAUUAGACGGCCGGAUGAAAGCAAAGGAGUUGCUAGUAGAGUUGGAUCCCUCAAAGUCCAGUCCAGGUGCAGCAGCAAGGAGAACAUUCUCAGAGCCAGUCACAGUGCUGUUGACAUCACCAAGGUGGCUAGAAGACACCGCAUGUCUCCUUUUCCUCUAACGUCUAUGGACAAAGCCUUCAUCACAGUCCUGGAGAUGACUCCGGUGCUUGGGACAGAAAUCAUCAACUACCGAGAUGGAAUGGGGCGAGUGCUUGCUCAAGAUGUAUAUGCAAAAGACAACCUACCCCCUUUUCCAGCAUCAGUAAAAGAUGGCUAUGCUGUUCGAGCUGCUGAUGGCCCAGGAGAUCGUUUCAUCAUUGGGGAAUCCCAAGCUGGUGAGCAGCCGACUCAGACAGUAAUGCCAGGACAAGUCAUGCGGGUUACAACAGGUGCUCCAAUCCCCUGCGGUGCUGAUGCAGUAGUACAAGUAGAAGAUACUGAACUAAUCAGGGAAUCCGAUGAUGGCACCGAGGAACUUGAAGUACGAAUUCUGGUGCAGGCUCGACCAGGCCAAGAUAUCAGACCCAUUGGCCAUGACAUUAAAAGAGGGGAGUGCGUUUUGGCCAAAGGAACCCAUAUGGGCCCCUCAGAGAUUGGUCUUCUGGCAACUGUAGGUGUCACAGAGGUUGAAGUUAAUAAGUUUCCAGUUGUUGCAGUCAUGUCAACAGGGAAUGAGCUGCUAAAUCCCGAAGAUGACCUUUUACCAGGAAAGAUUCGAGACAGCAAUCGUUCAACCCUCUUAGCAACAAUUCAGGAACAUGGUUACCCCACAAUCAACUUGGGAAUUGUGGGAGACAACCCAGAUGACUUACUCAAUGCCUUGAAUGAGGGUAUCAGUCGUGCUGAUGUCAUCAUCACAUCAGGGGGUGUAUCCAUGGGGGAAAAGGACUAUCUCAAGCAGGUGCUGGACAUUGAUCUUCAUGCUCAGAUCCAUUUUGGCAGGGUUUUUAUGAAACCAGGCCUGCCAACAACAUUUGCAACUUUGGAUAUUGAUGGUGUAAGAAAAAUAAUCUUUGCACUACCAGGGAAUCCCGUGUCAGCCGUGGUCACCUGCAAUCUCUUUGUGGUGCCUGCACUGAGAAAGAUGCAGGGCAUCUUGGAUCCUCGGCCCACCAUCAUCAAAGCCAGGUUAUCAUGUGAUGUAAAACUGGACCCUCGCCCGGAAUACCAUCGGUGUAUACUGACUUGGCAUCACCAAGAACCACUGCCUUGGGCACAGAGUACAGGUAAUCAGAUGAGCAGCCGUCUGAUGAGCAUGCGCAGUGCCAACGGGUUGUUGAUGCUACCUCCAAAGACAGAGCAGUAUGUGGAGCUCCACAAGGGCGAGGUGGUGGAUGUCAUGGUCAUUGGACGGCUAUGAUGGUCACCAGAGCAAGAAAGCUUUGAUGCAUGUCCACAUAUCAUUGACUGUAUCCUGUAAUAUGCAACGGCACAGCUAGUUUUUCUGAUUUGGAUAAAAGUUGAUCUGUAUAGUCAACAUCUUGAACUAUAUUUCAGAAGAAUUUAAAUACCUUUUAAAGAAAAAAACACCUAAAAAUAAAUCUUAACAGACAACUCUAUUCUGAUUAUAUCAAAGCAAAUUUUUCCUUUCCUGCAAAUUGCUUUGUGUGUUCAAUGCUAGGUCUGAUAGCGAUAACUUUUAGUAGACAGCAGUAGGUGCCUGCAGAACUUGUGUUUUUCUCAUCUUUAAAAUACAACUAAUUAUGCUCUUAAUCAAGGCUGUCUGCUUAUUUAUACUAGCGUAGGCAACACUUGGAUUUCCCUUCUUAGUAUGCUUCAUAACGCUUUUCAGAGAGCUUUUGCUUGUUCUUUAUCAUGUAUCUCGUGUUUAUGUGCACAGUGCCAACAGAAGAGUGACUGGGUGGAGGCCCUGCCCUGCCUCAGGGAGAGCCCUCCCCUGCAGAGCAUGGGGAGGUGCCUCCCCCCAGUAGCCUCAAGGCACAGUACUCUUGGGCAGUAACUGGAUACCUUUUAUUUGAGUAAACAAACUGGGGGGGAAAAUUGCUUCCUUAAGUGCUGACAGCCUUUUUAACCAAUACAUUUAAAAUUGUACAGAACAAAAAAUAAAAUCAAAGACUGAUCUUGUACAGAUAUUAGUGUUACCAGCAUUCAUGUGGAAAUCAAGAGCAAAGAAAAAAUAAUGUUAAACAACUCUGUACCAUAACAUUUUCUGUAAUGAUACUGAAACUUAAUGAAUAAAAAAAAAAUCCUUGAUCAUUAUUUAAAAA
Enhydra lutris kenyoni (northern sea otter) is the source of this 2440-nucleotide messenger RNA. Its product is annotated as gephyrin. Bases 1 to 1572 code for a protein of 523 amino acids. Gene Ontology annotation, cellular component: postsynaptic membrane; cytoplasm; postsynaptic specialization. Gene Ontology annotation, molecular function: molybdopterin molybdotransferase activity. NCBI's taxonomy places the organism in Eukaryota, Metazoa, Chordata, Mammalia, Carnivora, Mustelidae. The transcript has 17 exons. The record is from RefSeq and is a predicted model, not a curated record. Gene Ontology annotation, biological process: molybdenum incorporation into molybdenum-molybdopterin complex; gamma-aminobutyric acid receptor clustering; establishment of synaptic specificity at neuromuscular junction.